UGGGCACUCUUAUGGUUGUCGUUGGAGUAGUGCUUACACUUAUUACAUUGGAUGCUCAUACUGUGUUGAUGACAUGGCUUUGUCAAAAAGGAAAAGUAAAGAUAUGGCCAGGUGAUGACAAAGAUACAGACAAUGCAGUAAACAAAUUGCAUAACACUACAUCAAAACAACCAGAAAAAGACGUUCAUUCAGGAGAGACUGACCUUUGGGACAACUUCAAUAGUUACUAUAAAGUAGACAGAGGUAUUACAUCCAUGGAGUCGCCUAUAUAUGUAGGUUUUCAGAACGGUGGACUUGCAAACCAUUUUUCCAAAGCAAACCGGUCAAUACUCAUUUCACAUUCGCAACAGCGCAACUUCGAACAAGAAAUGGACAACUUUUAUCCUCCAGAAGAAAAAACCUAUCCUAAACAAUUAUUUCGAAAGAAGCCGUGGAAACCAUGACAUUAUUAUCUAUAUACAACUGUUUAAUCUAACAAAAUACCUAAAUAUUGUGUUAAUCCAUAUGUAAAUGAAAAAAAUCAAAUGUCAAUGUUAUUAUCAUUUUUAGUUUUGUACGUCAGUGGAGUUCCUUUCAUAGCUCACAAUAUUGGGAAACUUAUGUACGUUUUCUUUCUAAAUUGAAAGAAAUAUGUUCACUUCCGGUAUAUGAAUCUAUGUUUAUGACAAAUAAUGAAUAUUGUAUCGUUAUAUCUUAAUAUAUAUUUUAUAUUUUAAAUGC
Molecule: messenger RNA, 720 nt
Organism: Ruditapes philippinarum (Manila clam)
Lineage: Eukaryota; Metazoa; Mollusca; Bivalvia; Venerida; Veneridae
Exons: 2
Coding region: 12-443 (143 amino acids)
Source: RefSeq, a predicted model, not a curated record